AUGAAGGAGGCAAAAAUGGAGAAGCAAGAGGAGCUUUGUUCAAGUGAAGUUCAAAUGGCUUCUCAACACAUUCCUCAACCACAAACGGAAAAGGGUGGUUUUGUUACCCUGCCUUUCAUCAUAGGAAAUGAAGCACUUACAAGAGUUGCAAUAAUUGGUCUUUUGCCAAACAUGGUAUUGUAUCUGAUGGGGAGUUUCAAGUUCCAUUUAGCCAAAGCAACCCAAGUGCUUCUAUUGUCCUCUGCCACAAGCAAUAUCACACCACUCAUAGGUGCUUUCCUUGCUGAUUCUUGCUUGGGUCGAUUCCUCUCUAUUGGGUUAGGAUCCACCAUCACUUUCCUGGGAAUGUCACUCUUGUGGCUGACAGCCAUGAUUCCACAAGCUCGGCCUCCUCCUUGCAACCCUGCAGCUGAAAUAUGUAAAUCAGCAACAACUGGGCAAAUGACAAUGUUAAUCUCUUCCUUUGCUCUAAUGUCAAUCGGAAAUGGUGGCCUUUCAUGCUCCAUGCCAUUUGGUGCAGACCAGGUCAACAAAAAAGAUAACCCCAACAACCAGAGGGUCUUGGAAACAUUUUUCAGCUGGUAUUAUGCUUUUAUAGCUUUUGCUAUCAUAAUAGCCCUCACAGUCAUAGUAUAUAUCCAAGAUCAAUUUGGAUGGAAAGUGGGUUUUGGAGUUCCAGCAGCACUUAUGUUCAUGUCCAUUUUCUUCUUUUUCCUUGCUUCUCCACUUUAUGUAAAGAAUAAAGUGCUAGGCAGCUUAAUCACUGGCCUUGCACAAGUAAUUGUUGUGGCUUAUAAGAACCGGAAGCUUCCUUUACCACCUAGGAACUCAGUUGAAGUGUACCAUCGUAGGAAGGACUCUGAUCUUCUUGUUCCUGCUGAUAAACUAAGGUUUCUGAAUAAAGCUUGCAUUAUUCAAGAUCCAGAAAAAGAUAUAGCCUCUGAUGGAUCAGCCUCAAAUCCGUGGAGUCUCUGCACAAUAGAUCAAGUAGAAGAACUAAAAGCUAUUAUUAAAGUUAUUCCACUGUGGUCUACUGGGAUCAUGGUGUCAGUUAACAUUGGAGGCUCUUUCGGGAUACUGCAAGCUAAGUCCCUCAACAGGCAUAUCACUUCACACUUUCAAGUUCCUGCAGGUUCUUUUUCAGUAGUCUUGGUGAUUACAAUAUUUAUAUGGGUAGCUCUUUAUGAUCGUGUCAUUAUUCCUCUAGCAUCAAAGCUCAUAGGCAAACCGGUUAGGAUCAGUGCUAAGAGAAGAAUGGGAAUUGGGUUGGUUUUCGCUUUACUCCACUUUGCAACAGCAGCUAUUGUGGAGACUACAAGGCGAAGGAGAGCAAUCACGGAGGGACAUAUUAAUGACACACAUGCAGUGUUGAAUAUGUCUGGAAUGUGGCUUGUUCCUCAACUUUUUUUCGCAGGCAUGGCUGAAGCAUUCAAUGCCAUAGGCCAAAAUGAAUUCUAUUACACAGAGUUUCCUAAAACUAUGUCAAGUAUUGCCUCUUGCCUUUUUGGACUUGGAGUAGCUGCAGGAAACAUUUUAUCUAGUUUGAUAUUCAGCAUUGUGGAACAUGUUACUUCAAGAGGAGGAAAGGAGGGAUGGGUUUUAGAUAAUAUCAACAAGGGUCGUUAUGACAAGUACUACUGGGUUCUUGCUCUUCUGAAUGCUGUUAAUAUACUGUGUUAUCUAGUAUUCAGUUGGGCUUAUGGACCCACAGCCGAUCAACUAUCCAAGUUGUCUGAUGAAAUUAGUACAAAUGAGAAACUAUGA
Messenger RNA from Sphenostylis stenocarpa, 1764 nucleotides. NCBI's taxonomy places the organism in Eukaryota, Viridiplantae, Streptophyta, Magnoliopsida, Fabales, Fabaceae. The record is from the annotation of a GenBank genome assembly.